Babesia bovis T2Bo is the source of this 3504-nucleotide messenger RNA. RefSeq names its product Guanylate-binding protein N-terminal domain family protein. The coding region runs from base 51 to 3425 and encodes 1124 amino acids. Lineage: Eukaryota; Apicomplexa; Aconoidasida; Piroplasmida; Babesiidae. The transcript has a single exon. The record is from RefSeq and is a predicted model, not a curated record. Gene Ontology annotation, molecular function: GTP binding; GTPase activity.
GAUGAUGUGGUAGCUUUCUACACACAUCUAUAGAUAAUUAUCAAUCAAUAAUGGUAGUUGUUAUCGCAAAAUCGCCUUCCUGCCGAUUUGGCCGGGUACACACAUUAAUAAAGGCGUUAUUGUUUUUAAUCACAUUCUUUUGUGUCACCUUUAAACACACGGAAUCACUGGUGUCUACAAUUUCUACUAAAGGUUUUGCCUCGUUUGAUGAAGUCCAUGCCGAUGUAAAUCCCCAAAAUGACGCGAAUGAACUGGCAGAGUACUGUAUUGCUGGAGCAAGAAGUUCUGGGCAGCCUGUGCAACUGGUCAGGCCAUUGACAAACCGUCUAGGAAUCGAAUUGGUACCCGAGGGUCUGCAACUAUUGGCAUCGCUCCAGAAACCAAUUGCUGUCGUAUCAGCUGUUGGGAAUAUUAAGACCGGUAAAAGUUCUCUCCUUAAUGUGCUAAAUGAGAAUACCUUCUGUGCAAAUGGUGAGCAUAUUAAUGGUUUCGCAACGAAUGAUCGUGUUGAACCCCUUACUAGGGGGAUAUGGAUCUGGUCAGCUCCCGUAGAAGUGGACUGCUCAUUAGUCCAACAACUAUCAGAUAAGAAAUAUAGCCAAACUGGCGUAUUUGACCACUUGGUGGUCAAAAUCACAUCUCUAUUUGAAGGUCAAUUAAAAGCAUCAUUGGUUGAUAAGGUGAAUAUCAACGCCUCUGACUGUCUAUACAAGAAGAUAAAUGUAGUAUUCAUGGACAUAGAAGGCUUUAAUGCCACAGAUGGCUUUCAGAAAUAUGACGAGGCACUGUUUACAAUUGCUGCUGCGCUAAGCACGGAACUGAUCUAUCUUAAUCAUCGUAUAAUUGACGCAGCUGAUAUCAUACAGUUACAACGCAUGCUGCAAUCAGCGAGCCAUACCCUGGUAAACAUGUACAAAUCGCUGUCCAACGUACCAAGUGUGAAAAUGCAAUUGGGUAAAGAUGGUAAAGGUUAUAGUGGGAUAGAUAUUGUAAAGCAGGGUGAAAAGGCUACAGAGAUAUUCACAGAGGAACCUAAUACUAAUGCAAACCAAAUUUCUGAUGCCGAAUCACUUAACUUCAGCGACAUGCUAUUAGAACUCCAGAAAAGCGCCAACUUAACACUUGCUGUUCAAGGAUUCGAUUUUAAGUUAAAUUACACUGCACUGGAUUAUGUUAAUAGUGUGGUUAAUCAGAAACGCUAUGAUAUUUCGUAUGGUGAUCAAAAGUCUUUUUAUGAUUACUUAGAACAAACACGUACAAGUUUUGUAAAGUUGAUCCAACAAGAUGGCAAUGCUGAUCCCGAUCAAGUAGUCGCUGAUAUUUUAACCAAGUUGACUUCAAAAUACAAAUAUAGCAUCCCGCAUCUCUUUGGUUCAGUCGAUGCACUUCUUACAUCAAGACCCUGUGCUUAUUAUGGAGGCUGCAAGAAAGGUGACCUCCAUAAGGAAUAUUUGGAUAGUAUAAAGAACUACAAAAUGAGACUUUAUAAACGCAGUGUUUCUUGUCCAAAGAAACGAAUAUCAACUGUACAGCAAUCAUUGACACUCAUGACAGGAGAGGACCUCGGUCAUGUAUUGGCCCAUCUCAUUAAAAUAUUAAACUACUCAAUGCAGCAUGAUGUAGAAAUUUCCGGCGAAGACAGUAAAAUAACUAGAGCUAGAUUGGUUGUUCAUGACUUGGUAGAGUUGUAUUCCGCAGAUCUUUUGGGUUUUAUCAACAAGACUCCCAUACCACUGGAAAAGGAAUUCGAAAUUUUCAACGGUGUUAUAUCCCCAAAGUAUUCGCAUCUGCUGGCCAUAAAUCUCCAGUACGACCUAAAUCCGAUGAUGUACCAACAGCUUAAGGGUGACUAUGACAAAAGAGUACACGGGAUAUACUCGCAUUUGUUACAGCAGCUCCAUAGGAUAACGAUGGAUUAUUGUUCCUCAAAAGUUGCCCAUGUGAGAAAUGUUAUACGCAUGCGUAUUGAAGGAUUUAAACUGCCUGUAUUGCCUAAAGUUAUCGAAGAGUUCGAAAGUAGCAAACAAAAAUUACUGGAGAUAUACACCUCAGCGAUAGAUGAAGCUGGCAUCAAGUACUCUGACAGCGAAGCUUGCAAGCAAGUAUAUAUAGAUAUGAAUGAAUUUAUAAAUAGCCAAAUAGAUGACCUCAAAACGGAAAAUGAUAAUGAAAUAAAUAUGAAAUUCCAGGAAGCCGCCAGGCAUGCCAUAGGCUGUUUUAUCGCCGAUGCAGAUCGAAAUGAUUUAGAUAAGUACAAAGUUACAUAUGAAAAAUAUGAAUCAUCUUUGCAAUCGUGGAUUAAAACUGUAGAUGAUGUUUUCAAAAGUGAAAUUGGUGACUUUAGCUCAAUAAAACGGUUCAAUGAUCCCACAGUUGCGUUCUUGCAGCAGCAGAUGGCAUUGUUAGUCAAGGAAAGCAGGGAUCACUGGAAUGACGUUUGUAAAGAUUCUAUAGAGCAUAUAACACAAAAAUUCAAAAGAACGUUUGACGGCAAGCUACAGAAACUACUCCCAGUGAGACCCGCCCCUACGCAGCUCAUGUCACUUGGGGUUGAGUAUAUACGAUACAUGGGACUGAAAGAGAUCAACGGUUUAUACUGUGGCUCUCAUAAAACUGCAAAGAAGUUACACGAAAAGUUCAAUCAAAUGAUCGAUGCAAUGAAGCAAAGAGUACUAGAAGAAAAUGACGAAAGCAUAUUGAAGCACUUUCACAAGGAAUUUAAACUAAUGCAGGAAGAAGCUAUGGAACGUGUGAAUAAUGUCUACCAUUACUACCAGCUUGAAUCGCACCUUUACUGGUAUGUAAGGAAACAUAUUUUCCCACAGUCCAAAAGCUUGAUACAAUUGUUAAGACCUGAAAAGGCUCUUGAUGAAAUGAAGAAAAUUAUGGAUAUGAAUAUUGUAAACAGUGUCACUGAUGAAAAGAUACAUCAACAAAUGAAAAAUAUCAUGCUCAAAGAUAGUUCCAAGGCACUUCAUGCCCUUAAAUUGGACAGUGACAUGUUAUUAACUGCCGUGGUUGGCAAUUGGCUAAAAACGCAACUAUAUCCCAAUAUACGAGAUAAACUGAUGAUACGCCUGCCGAAGAUGACUACUUUCUUUGCUAUGAUCGUAUGCAUUAUAUGUACCAUGUUGUUGUUCAAGGCCAAAAACAUAAGAACCUUUUAUUACUUAUGUUUCUGUAAUGCAGCAGCCUUGUUGUAUAUCUUAGGUAUGCGCAAUUUCUUAUUGGUAAUAGGAACGGCUCUGCAGUGGAUCGCAGCGAUUGUUAUAAACAUUAUGAAGUAUAUUGGAACGGCUUGGUUUAUCGCUAUAACUGGAAUAAUAAUGUCCGUAUCUUUUAUAUGGAAAUACUACCGCCGUCGUUCCGAAGAGUCAAGAAGGUCACGAAGGACGAAAUACCUUUUACUUAAACGUAGUAGAUAAAGUUUCCGUGACAUAGGUUAAUAAUGCCGACUAGCUUACUGGAUAUGGUUGAUGGACAUAAAUGCUACAUUUGCGGCUU